Messenger RNA from Linum trigynum, 2266 nucleotides. The record is from the annotation of a GenBank genome assembly. NCBI's taxonomy places the organism in Eukaryota, Viridiplantae, Streptophyta, Magnoliopsida, Malpighiales, Linaceae.
CUCGAAUAACUGCGCGCCUGCAUAUACGAAGCAUCCAUAUUCCGAAAUGAAACAAAUAGUGAGAGCCAUAAACAGACGACCACUUCACUUGAUUGAACUUAUCCAUUCCAUUAGCCAUAUUACAAAAAGGUCCUCUCACUCUAACACAUAUAGAUACUAUGUGUGGGAAUGAGUUGUAUGAAUAAGGAUGAGUACCGCAUUUGCCUGUAAUGGGUUGGGUUGGGAAUUGAGAUUCUGGAGGAAGGAUGGAAGAGAAUGACAAGGAGAUAAAAACACCAUUAGUACUGGAAUUCCAUUCUCUCGAAUUAUUAUUCUAAGGCGCAAAGGACACUUCCCUUUUUGCGCCAACCCUCCUUCUCCGCUUUUCAUUUUUUAUAAGGAAAAAAAGGUCAAGUCUGCUUUCUCUUGGACCCACCACCCACUGUUAAUCCCCCCGUAUUAUUAUUAUAUUAUCUAGCCUUCCAUCACCCUGUGGCUUUGUCUCUCUCAUAAUUAUUAUCACCAGUUAUCUCUCUUCACUGAACCAAUUCCAAACACAGAAACAAACAACAUCAUUCAUUAGCCAGCCCUUCAGUUCAGAGGUUAGCCAUACGUACCACCUACCUAGCUUUGCUCAAGUGAGAGAUUGGUUCAGAGAACCAAAAAGGUACGGUUGAGAAAAAGGAGAAAGGAGCUGGGUGCAGGGCCAAACAUAAAAAGGGAUGGGGAGGGCACCUUGCUGCGACAAAGCAAACGUGAAGAAAGGGCCAUGGUCACCGGAAGAAGACGCCAAGCUCAAGUCCUAUAUUGACCACAACGGCACCGGCGGCAACUGGAUCGCCCUUCCUCAGAAGAUCGGGCUGAAGAGAUGUGGGAAGAGCUGCCGGCUGAGAUGGCUAAACUACCUCCGACCAAACAUCAAACACGGUGGCUUCUCCGAGGAAGAAGACAACCUCAUCUGCAGCCUCUACAUCAGCAUCGGCAGCAGAUGGUCGAUAAUAGCGGCACAACUGCCGGGGAGGACGGACAACGACAUAAAGAACUACUGGAACACCCGGCUGAAGAAGAAGCUGCUGGGCAAGCAGCAGCGCAAAGACCACCACCACCACCGCCGCCUCAAAUCCACUAAUACCACCACCGCUGCACCUCCAAACCAUCAACACGACCUAGCCGCCGCCCCCAUCAGCUCCCAAUUAGCUGCACCUGAUUCUUCAGAUAAUAGUACUACCACCGUUCACGACAGUUUGGUGGUUGACCUCCCACACCAUCACUACUGGCCCACGGCAGCCACAGCCGCACUGCCUCCAAUACCAUACUCCAGCGAGGAGCCCCGCCUCAACGACCACGCCUCCAUCCGCAAGCUCCUCAUCAAGCUCGGCGGCAGAUUCUCAAACUGCUCCACCUCUCACCACCAACACCAACUAAUAGUACCCGAGACCACCACCGUCCCACUAUUCCAAGCAGCUUCAGCUUCCUUGGAGGGUUCGGAAGCACUAGGGCGCCACCACUACUGCAACAUGGACGACGGCGGGGUGCUGCUCGAGAUGCUGCAAGGGAAUACUACUAGUCAUCGUGAUGAUGGUGAAGACGCCGACCACGAAAGGCUAGAGUACGGGCUGGAGUUUCUGUUAUCCGGCGAGCAGCAAGGCAUCAUGUCCAACGGUGAACCGUCCGAUCAGUUGGUUUAUGAUGAACACAACAUUAAUCAUUCCCCAUUUCAGGGGGGUUAUCAUAAUGCUUUUGAUGAGCUGAGGCCGUACCCACAACAAGCAGGAGGAUCCAUGUAACAAAAUUUAUUUACUUGUUCAUUCACUUUUCAGUAAUUAAGUUUAUUUACAGUUAUUGUAUUCAUGGUCGAUCCUAUUGUGUUCGGGGGUGUAAAUUACUUGAAACUAAAAAUAUUGCUAUUUGGUGAUGGGGGUUCACUGUUGCUUUUAUAUCUGAGGGAAUGUUAAACCCUAAUUAAUAAGCUCCGAUCCUUCUUGCGGUUUAAUUUGGGCUGUUUUCUAAUGCGGAUGAGCUCUAUAUAUUUCCGGUUCUUUGUUGUAUAUUUCUUUUUUUAUGACAAUGUUCUUUAGUUCCCUGUGUGCUAUUUUCAUAAUUUAAUUACAAGAAUCUGAUGGACAAUUGAUCAAUAUUGAUCCCAAGUCAUUCGUUGUAAAACAAAAAAAAAUUAACGAUGUGAUCAUAUCAUCUACCUCACCAAAUUAAUGCUUAAUGCCGCCAGAUAGAUAUCAUGUACUUUCAUUAUAUACACCCAUGUUUUCAAUAACUUGAGACGUUUCGA